Capsaspora owczarzaki ATCC 30864 is the source of this 1679-nucleotide messenger RNA. RefSeq lists its product as hypothetical. Gene Ontology annotation, biological process: protein N-linked glycosylation; oligosaccharide biosynthetic process. The transcript is spliced from 4 exons. Gene Ontology annotation, cellular component: Golgi membrane; Golgi stack. The coding region runs from base 5 to 1591 and encodes 528 amino acids. The record is from RefSeq and is a predicted model, not a curated record. Lineage: Eukaryota; Filasterea; Ministeriida; Capsasporidae. Gene Ontology annotation, molecular function: alpha-1,6-mannosylglycoprotein 2-beta-N-acetylglucosaminyltransferase activity.
UGAGAUGCGACUGUGCUUCAGUCAAGUCCGACGCAACCAGCGCUUGGCUGCCGCGCUGGCGCUGCUGCUGCUCGGCGCAGUCGGCCUCACCGCCCUCCGACAACAGCAGCACCAACGAGUGCAAGGGCAAGUUGGUCAACACUCACAGCUGCCGCAGGAGCAGGAGCAGGGGCCGGACGCACUGCUUCGGUUGCACCCUGAACUGCAAGACCAGCACCACCAGCAGCCCAACCAGCAGCAGCAGCAACAACAACAGCUGCAGCGACAAGCACAACUCAAUGCUCAUCCAGAGCGCAAUCCGCUGCUAAACCUCAAUCCUCAGCAACAGCCCAAACAACAACAACCAGAGCUCACUCAUCCACAGCAACACGCGCAAGACGCACCUGCAAUGGGCAAAGUGAGCGAGUCUGGGCAGUCAAUACACAGUGCACAGGACUACGCAGAUCAAGUCGCGCCAGAGUCGAUUGUCGCAGCACUUCGAGCAAAAGUCGCGCAAAUGAACUCAAACAUUGUCGUUCAGAACAACAACGACGCUCGCCUUCCUGCACUGAAGCCAAAUUUCCCAGUGAUUGUCAUCCAGAUUCACAAUCGCUUGUUAUACUUUAUGCACACCAUCCAGUCUUUGGCCCAGGUUGAGAACAUUGGCUCCGCCUUGAUUGUGCUGAGUCAUGACUUUUGGGACGAACCCAUCAUGGACUAUAUUCGAAGCAACCUGAAGUUUUGCCGCUACGUCCAAAUCUUUAUGCCCCACUCCAUGCAGCUACAUCCUGAGGCAUUUCCCGGUCAGGGGACCAAUGACUGUCCGCGCGAUCUGAGCAAGUCGGACGCGCGCGCACUCGGCUGUGUGAAUGCCGAGUUUCCCGACACGUAUGGGCAUUAUCGCGAAGCACCGUUUGCCAUGAUCAAACACCACUGGUGGUGGAAGGCAAACACCGUGUUUGAUGUGCUCCAAGUGACCCGAGAAAACAAUGGUCCGAUGCUCUUUCUGGAAGAAGACCACGUCCUUGCUCCGGAUGCACUUGUCGCUGUCAUGGCUGCGACGGCUGCGCGACCUCGCUUGUGCCCAAGCUGCCAGCUUGUCGGAAUCGCCACGUACAAUCCACUCGAAGCAACGAUCGACCACAAGGCAGCAACCGCACACACUGCCGCCUGGCUUUCCGCCCAAAACAACAUGGGCAUGGUGAUUGACCGGGCUGCAUGGUCGUCCAUCAAGUCGUGUCAUCGCGAUUUCUGCACGUUCGAUGACUACAACUGGGACUGGUCCCUGCAGUAUGCCGCGUCGACUUGCGUCGGCUCGCUCAACAUACUCGUUCUGGACCAUCCACGCGUUGUACACAUCGGUACUUGUGGUGCGCACGCGUACCAACACAGCCCUGGCAAGCCUUGUAACCCAGCGCAGCUCAUGGACCAGCUCAACGCGCUGUGGAAUUAUAAGAAGUCGUCCAUGCUCCACUUUGCCGCCGACGGUACCCCCUCCGAAUCCAUUUCGCUCUCCAGCAAGGGAGCCAUGGCCGUGCCUCGGCCGUCUCCCAAUGGCGGGUGGGGAGACCAUCGAGACCACGCGCUCUGCAUUGCGCAAGUCCGCGCAUAAAGUGUGCGUUCGGAUUGUUUGUAUUUUUAAGAUUUGAGGCAAACUGUUUGUUUUUUUUUUAUAAAAGAGAAUAAUAUCCACAACCACA